Molecule: messenger RNA, 2644 nt
Organism: Cynoglossus semilaevis (tongue sole)
Lineage: Eukaryota; Metazoa; Chordata; Actinopteri; Pleuronectiformes; Cynoglossidae
Gene: aldh16a1
Product: aldehyde dehydrogenase 16 family, member A1
Exons: 18
Coding region: 188-2644 (818 amino acids)
Molecular function (GO): oxidoreductase activity, acting on the aldehyde or oxo group of donors, NAD or NADP as acceptor
Source: RefSeq, a predicted model, not a curated record
ACAGUGACACGAGUGGGAGGAGAGUUAGCACGUUGAAGUUGACGUGGGUCAAAGACCUCGUCUCAUCCGACUUCUGCUCUUUUCUUUUCCUCUUCUCACCCUCUUUGAGACGUAUUACAUAUAUUUCCACAUUUCGACACCGACAGGGAGCAACAGAGAGACUUCCCCUCGCUGAUCUGUCACUAUUAUGGCCGGCAGCACCACCAAGACAGUGUACGACAUUUUUCAUAGUAUGGAAUACGGACCAGCAGCAGCUUCCAGCACCGCAACAGCACAGACGUGGCUGAAUCGUCAUUCUCACUCACUUGGUUUGUUCAUCGGUGGCGAGUUUGUCCGACCGGCAGGCCGAGCGACGUGCAUGUUAUCAGACUCUAGAGGUGCUGGUGUGUGCUUCAGCACGGUGUGUGCUGCGGAGGAAGAUGUUUCCCAGUGUGCCUCGUCUGCACUCAGUGGCUACAAAGCCUGGAGUGGGAUGACGUGCCACGACAGGGCGAAGGUGCUGCUCAGGCUGGUGGGUUCUCUGGGUCAGUACACCAAGUGUGUGUCAGAGCUGUGUGAUGUGUUCGAGGCCUCCUGCUCACCGGCCGCCCUGGUGAGACUCCUGCAGUACUACAGCAGCUGGGCUCAGCUCAGGGACACUGUCAUCAGCAACUGGACACCUCUGGGUGUGGUGGCUGCUGUGGCCUCUGACCGCUGCUCUCUUUAUUCCCUCAUGCUCAGAGUUCUUCCUGCUCUAGCUAUGGGAAACUCGGUCAUCAUUGUGCCUGGUCAGAGCACCACGCCUUUGGCUCUGCUCCUGGCACAACUGUUUGUAGGUGCAGGACUCCCUGCUGGUGCUCUGAAUGUUUUAACAGGAAGUGACAUCAUGCUGGGUGCCAAGGUGGCCCAGAACUCAAGCAUCAGCCACGUGACUUACUGUGGCAACAAAGAGGGUGCAGUCGCUUUAUGUAAGGCCACGGCAGGGAUGGGGUUAACACUGUCUGUUUCCCCCUGCAUCGGGGGCACCUGUCCUUUCAUCAUUUUUGAGUCAGCUGACAUCGACAGUGCUGUGGAUGAAGUGAUAGCAGCAGCUUUUAAAAAGAGGAAAGAGGUCCAGUGGGUGCUGUGUGUGCAAGAGAGUGUGUUGGACCGGGUCGUGGCCCGUCUGAAGCUGCGUAUGGAAGGGAUGAGCUGCGUGGGCCUGAGCAGUGAAGCAGACAGGACUUGUCUGGACGCUGUAGUACUGGAGGCUCAGCAGCAGGGGGCCAAGUUGAUUCAGCCCAGUCCUCCCCCUUUCCCAGGUGCUCUCUACCCCCCCACAGUGGUUUGUGGUGCUGCCCCCUCCUCACCUUUUGUGGUCACUCCAUGUCCUGGCCCGCUGCUGCCUCUCCUGACCUUCAGGAGCAACACUGAAGCAGUGACCCUGGGUAAUCACAGUCCUCACGGUCUGGCCGCUUCCAUCUGGACUGAAGACCUCACACUGGCUCUGGAGACGGCAAAGAGUCUGUCAGUGGGUUCGGUGUGGGUCAACUCCCACUCUGUGUCCGACCCUUGUCUUCCCAUCGCCGGUCACAAAGAGAGUGGAACCUGCACUGACGGAGGACGGGAGGGUUUGUAUCAGUACCUUCGUCCGUCCUCUUCUUCUCCUCCCCUUCGCUCCUCUCCUGUCUCCAUAGACUACACUAAGUUUGGAACAGCAGCUUCUCGCUCCUCUCCUGUCUCCAUGAACUACACUAAGUUUGGAACAGCAGCUUCACCUGUUGUUAUUCCUGAUGACUCUGCCAGCGCUCCGAAGUUUUACUCACAUUUUGUCGGAGGAAAAGCGUGUAAAGCCGAGUCUGGCUGCAGUGUGGCCGUGCAGCCACCAGGUGGGGGCAGCGUGCUGGGGUACUGUCCAGACGGAGGACGGAAGGAUGUGCGAAAUGCUGUGGAGGCAGCGAUCAAAGUGCAGCCUGGCUGGAUGAAGAAAAGUCCGACUGCACGUGCUCAGUCUCUCUACUCUCUGGCUAAAGGCCUGGAGUCGAGGAAAAAGGAGCUAGCAGCUACGCUUAGCAUCGCCAACGCCUUGUCACCAGAUGCGGCCGAAAAGGAAGUGGACCUGAGCUCAGCCAGGCUCAGUGAUUGGGCGGCCUAUUGUGACAAAAUCCAAGGAGGAACUCUGCCUAUGCCCCAGUCUGGCUGUGCUCUCUCCAUCCCUGAAGCCCUGGGCGUGGUAGGUCUGGUCCUACCUGACAGGAACCCCCUCCUCUCCAUGGUCACACUUCUCGGUGCAGCCGUAGCCACUGGUAACGCCGUCGUCAUGGUUCCCAGUCAGAUGUUUCCACUGGCCGCUCUGGCAUUCGUUCAGGUGCUCCAGUCUUCAGACCUGCCUGCUGGUUUGGUGAAUAUCAUCUCAGGAAAAAGGGAUCAGCUGACAGCAGCUCUAGCCAAUCACAGUGUCAUCAAGUCCAUCUGGUACUGGGGCAGUGCAGAGGGUUGUCAGUACCUGCAGUUCACCUGCAGCAGUCCACUCAAGACCCUGAGACUGUCCUGCCAGGAUACUGAAGGAGAGACAGACUGGUCUGAGCCGUCGCUGAUGGAGGAAAUUUCCACCCAGCGGAGUGCUGAUGGAACUUCUUUUCUGAAGAAGAUCAUGAGACAGGGGAUCAGGUUCCUGUUUCCUUGA